UUCAUUAUAUCAAAGCAAAAAACAAAGUGAAUAAGCAAGCAAGAAUGGCUAGGUUCCUUAAUCGUAUUCAAAUGUUUGCAGCUUUCUUUGCUACCAUUCUCCUUGUUACUUCAGCUUUUUCGGACGAGAAGGAACCAAAACCAAGCAAGGCAUGUUUGCGUAUAAGUGACACAUGGCCUCAUGGAAGAUGCUAUCAUUCUGCAGUAUGCAAUCAUUUCUGCCAGAAAGUAGAAAAUGCAAUCUCAGGACAAUGCGUUUUCUUCUUCAAGAAAUGCCAAUGCCAAUUCUGUGAUGAGGAGGAAGAGAAACUCUCCACAUAAUUAAACUGCAUCACAUAAUAAGAUGUAUUCUCUGCAUUCUAAUUAGGGGACUCAGUUGUUUAAUCUUUUCAAUAAAUAGUAUUACUAUAGUCUAAGAAUGAUCAUCGAUCUUAUUUUCUAAGUUCA
Molecule: messenger RNA, 446 nt
Organism: Medicago truncatula (barrel medic)
Lineage: Eukaryota; Viridiplantae; Streptophyta; Magnoliopsida; Fabales; Fabaceae
Product: defensin-like protein 2B
Exons: 2
Coding region: 45-320 (91 amino acids)
Biological process (GO): defense response
Source: RefSeq, a predicted model, not a curated record